AUGGCAGACUCGACCGCGGCCUGGAACGACUCGCCACCACAUCUGUUGGACAAGGCCAACAGGCUCAUUGUCAGCGUCGGCAUGGCCUUUGCGUUCAAAAGGGUGCUCGACAACGUUGCCAUUGGCGACUCGUUGUUUGACGAGGCCGGUGCCAAGACGGUGCAGCAGCCUUCCUCUUGUGAUGUGACGGGACGUGGUAAAGGACAAAAGUACUGCACGCCCGCUCUGGUCGUGUCACGGCGGCAUGGUCCACGUUUGGUUCUUUGGCCUUUUGUCUUUAGCUAA
Messenger RNA from Sporothrix brasiliensis 5110, 285 nucleotides. RefSeq lists its product as uncharacterized. The transcript has a single exon. Gene Ontology annotation, biological process: glycolytic process. The coding region runs from base 1 to 285 and encodes 94 amino acids. Lineage: Eukaryota; Fungi; Ascomycota; Sordariomycetes; Ophiostomatales; Ophiostomataceae. Gene Ontology annotation, molecular function: phosphoglycerate kinase activity. The record is from RefSeq and is a predicted model, not a curated record.